UUCAUAGAUUCUAGUGUCGAUUGAUUUGCAAUAUGGAAGAAGAAGCUACAAAUCAUGGACUUUUCUUUCACUAUGCAAAUAUUCAGUCAGCAAUAUUGUUUGUAAUUGUCCUCGGAUUAUACUGGCUUUUAUUCAAGAAGGACGAUAAUUCAGCAAAUCUUCCACCAGGUCCCAAAGGAUGGCCACUACUUGGGAAUUUGCCUUCUUUGAGUCUUCAUUCUGAGCGUGAAAUGAUGGCAUGGAAUAAAGAGUAUGGGCCAGUUUGUCGACUGAAAAUGGGUAACAUCGAAUUUAUCAUACUAGGCAGUGUUGAAGCGGUACAAGAAGCAUUUGUCAAGAAGAGCGACACAUUUUCAGGCCGUCUUCAAGAUUCAGUCCCUGGAAUAUCGGGGACUCAUGGAAUACUUUUCUUGGAUUACGGGAACCAAUUGAAAGAGCAACGUCGAUUUGGAUUGGCAACCCUGAAAGAAUUUGGAAUGGGUCGUCGAAGUAUUGAGUCAAGUAUGCUUGAAAAAUGUUCAGAGCUUUGUGAACAAAUAGACCUGGAAAUAGAGAAGGGAAAACCAUUUUCGAUUGAUUUCAUGGUUUACCAGACUGUAUCAAGUGUUAUUUCAAAGCUUGUAUUCAAUAAAAAUUUAGCUCGCGAGAAUAAGGAGUUUCGGGAUUUUCUUCACUUAAUCAUGACUGGAUCAAAAUACAGCGCUAUCAACGGAAUCACCGUGUUUUUUCCACCACUGAAGAAAAUCCCCCCGUUUUCCUGGGGUAGGAGAGAAUCGGAAAUUUACGAACAAAAUCAUCAGCGCCUUUUCCAGCAAGAAAUAGACGACCAUAAAGCGACCAGAGAUCCAAAAGAACCAAGAGAUUUUAUCGAUUGCUUUUUAAAUGAGAUGGAUAUUGCGGGAAAAUCAUCGGAGGGAGCUGACGCAUUAGGCUAUCACGACAAACAAUUGAAAUUUCUGGCUCGUGAUUUUUUUCUCGCUGGAUCAGAAACAACCUCAAGCACAAUAUGUUGGGUCGUUUUAUAUCUGUCACGAAAUCAAGAAAUACAGACUAAAAUGCAUAAAGAAAUAAUUGAUGUUCUCGGGCAUGCUCAACAACCCAGUACCGGUUUUGCAGAUAAAAUGCCGUACAUGAAAGCGGUCAUUCAGGAAAUUUUACGUAUGAGGCCACUAGCACCGAUUGCAAUACCACACCGUGCCAUUCGAGAGGGUACAAUCAUGGGAUAUCGUAUUCCAAAGGAUGCAAUGGUAGUGGCAAACAUCUUCGGAAUCCAAAACAAUGAAGAAACCUGGCCGGAUCCGGAGAAAUUUGAUCCUUGUCGCCAUCUCGAUGCAGACGGUAAAUUUGUUAAAAUGCCAGGGAUGAUCCCAUUUUCGAUCGGAGCUCGCCAAUGCUUGGGAAUGCAACUUGCUAAUAUGGAACUGCAUCUGAUUGUUGCUUCUCUAUUUCAAAGAUAUCGAUUUCACUUUGCAGGCGACAAUGAUAUAGAUAUGCGUGGAAAGAACAUUUUCAGUCUUCGUCCAUAUCCAUUCAAAGUUACUGCAGUCAAACUCUGAGAUAACUUUUGGAUUCAAUAACAUGGAAACUUGUUUGACAUUUGUAAUUUAUAUAUAUAUCUACCUUGAUCUUCAUUGAAAUUAUUGAAAACUUUUACUGUGCGAAGAUGAAUUAUCGUGUGGUCGCUAUUCUAUCCUGAUAGCUUGUCCAGCUUGAUGUGCCGCGAAGUUGAGCUUGUUUUAGGCAAAAAAACAUUAAAUUGGAGACUGAUUAUUUUAACAUAAACUCGUGUUUGUGUUUAAUGAAGGUGUUUCGGAAGCUUGGGUUUUGUGUGGAUU
This is a messenger RNA of Styela clava, 1835 nucleotides long. RefSeq names its product cytochrome P450 2J4-like. Gene Ontology annotation, molecular function: steroid hydroxylase activity; heme binding; oxidoreductase activity, acting on paired donors, with incorporation or reduction of molecular oxygen, reduced flavin or flavoprotein as one donor, and incorporation of one atom of oxygen. The record is from RefSeq and is a predicted model, not a curated record. Gene Ontology annotation, cellular component: intracellular membrane-bounded organelle; cytoplasm. NCBI's taxonomy places the organism in Eukaryota, Metazoa, Chordata, Ascidiacea, Stolidobranchia, Styelidae. Gene Ontology annotation, biological process: xenobiotic metabolic process.